Molecule: messenger RNA, 3548 nt
Organism: Perca flavescens (yellow perch)
Lineage: Eukaryota; Metazoa; Chordata; Actinopteri; Perciformes; Percidae
Gene: rfx1b
Product: regulatory factor X, 1b (influences HLA class II expression)
Exons: 18
Coding region: 840-3341 (833 amino acids)
Biological process (GO): regulation of transcription by RNA polymerase II
Cellular component (GO): nucleus
Molecular function (GO): RNA polymerase II cis-regulatory region sequence-specific DNA binding; DNA-binding transcription factor activity, RNA polymerase II-specific
Source: RefSeq, a predicted model, not a curated record
UAGUGUUGUAGUGCCACUCGUACUUUUUUUUUCUUCGAAUGUUCAGGGGUUUUCUACAGUUUCGAUUACGAUAACAUUAUAAUGAGACGGGUUUGGUCAUGGAUUUAAUAAUUAUCCAAUACGAGUAACGUUAACAAGCAACUAGCUAUAGCUCUCUCUAACGUCACAAAUCAACGUGAGCUGCUAGCUGGGAAAGCUAUCGCUCUCGCUUUCUCAACUCACUUUUCUAGCAAGCUGUCCAGGAACAUUAGCUAGCUAGCUAGCUAGAUAGAUAUAGAAAAGCACAUGGGACUUGUUACGCAACUACGAGUUGUAAACGCUGAGAUAUAUGAGUGUAACAGUAUGUUUCUAAUCUUUUAGUGACUUUGAAAAAGUUUUUGGCCUGACAUUGAAUUCGGCAAGUCACUCCCAUGAUCAUGGGAUCGCCGGAUGAUCGUCUGAUUGUCUUGUUUGCUGUGUUGGUUUAGCUACAGUACGCAGGAGUGGCUAAUCUUCCAGUGUGGGAUGGCCUAAAGUCUUGAAUGACAGUGGGUCCAAUGAUUAAUGUGGGAGUAUUUCCAGAUAGUAAUAUCAGCAAGUGUCCAUUGUCGCAUCUUUCCACAUUUUUAGUUAGUCAUUUAGUUUGACUUCACUUGAAACACCAUGGUCACGGUUAAUAAGCCUUGUUUUGGAAAUUGAUUUCGUUGCUUUAAUCAUGGUGAUUAAGGUCUUACUGUGUCUCAUACUGGAGCAAACAGGAAAGCUCUAGACUACCGUGAGUCUCAGACAAAAGCCCUACUUCCUCCUCUUUAUGUUCCACGUGCACACACUAGAACCAGCUCCUCAAAGCAUCGGUUGCCAUGGCAACUUCUGGAUACUCCGAGGACCUUCAGCCUCAGCAGGCCAAUGCAGUAACCAUAGCAACACCUUCUGCCACCACACCCUCAUCCGCAAAGACGGCACACUUCCUGUCCGAGAUCCCACCAACCUCUGGAGCAAUUGCAUCGGCUAACCAAUCAGCCUCUGUCUCAAAAGCAGGACAGGAUGCACUUUGUUCUCAAUCGCCGCCCAACAGCCAGAAGGCAGUGGUUCUGACGACUCCCACGCAGCACUAUGUAACCCAAGAAAUCCAGCACUCUGCGGUCCAGAAAAGUAAUGGUCAGAGCAACUCGCCCCAGUACAUCAUAGUAACUGUUACAGAGGGCUCAGUUCACUCCAAUGACAGCCUGUCAGACUCUAGCCCACCUGCCACUGGUGUUCCUACUCAGGUGGUCCAACCAAUGCAGACCACCCAACAGAGGUCAGUGUUACAAGCGGUGUCGCAGGCAGCCAAGAGGAUUCAGAUCAACAACCUACAGUCUGCGGACAUUAACCAGGAGGUGGAGCAUGUGUACUCUGGCCCGGUGCAGUAUGUGGACGGAGGAGACGCAACUUUUACCCCGUCCUCCAUUCGAUCGAGCAACUACCCUUUCUCGGACUCGCCCCUCUACUCCCAGACCCCUCCCUCCUCCUCCUACUACGAGGCCACACCCAGCUCUGAGUCAGACAUCACUGGCUCUGUGACCUCGCAGCCAGUUUCUGUGGCAACAGCAGGAGCCAAUAGUGGGGGAGCAGCUGCGGGCGGAGGGGGCUAUGUCAUUCAAGGAGGUUAUGUGUUAGGAGGAGGAGGAGGAGCAGGUGGAGGAGGACAGAGUUACUCCAGCCCUAACUCUCGUGCCCCACCCGCUACUGUGCAGUGGCUGUGUGAUAACUACGAGGGGGCGGAGGGGGUGAGUUUACCUCGCUGCACCCUCUACUACCACUACCUGCUGCACUGCCAGGAGCAGAAACUAGAACCUGUUAAUGCAGCAUCCUUCGGCAAACUCAUCAGGUCUGUCUUCAUGGGGCUACGUACCCGGAGAUUAGGGACCAGAGGGAACUCUAAGUACCACUACUAUGGACUGAGGAUCAAAUCUGGUUCCCCGCUGCUCAGACUGAUGGAUGAACAGCAGCACAUGGCGAUGAGGCAGCAGCCUUUCUCACAGAAAAACAGGAUAAAGCCACUUCAGAAGUCACAGGGGAUCACCAAUGGGACAUCAGGUGGGAUGGGUCAGCAGCAGGCGGCGGCACUGUGUGAUAUUUCGGCGCAGGUGCAACAGUACCAGCAGUUUCUGGAGGCAUCAAGGCCGCUGCCAGACUUUGUGGACAUUGAUCUGCAAGAUGGAACCCUGCCCGAUGGGAUCCUUUUAGAACACCUCAAGGCCUUUCAGACUCUCUACAGAGAACACUGUGAGGCCAUUCUGGACGUGAUGGUCAACCUUCAGUUCACUCUCGUGGAGACACUUUGGAAAUCCUUCUGGCGGUUCAGCCAGAGCAGUGACACCGAAUCACUCAACCUGCACAAUGAGUCUGAGAAGCGUCUGCCCAAAUCGUGCCUGGUGGUGCUGUGUAAGUAUGAGCCAGUGCUGCGCUGGACCAAAGAGUGUGACAACCUGCUCUACCAGACUCUGGUGGAGAUCCUCAUCCCUGAUGUACUGAGACCCAUCCCCAGUGCCUUAACUCAGGCCAUCCGCAACUUUGCCAAGAGUCUGGAGAACUGGUUGACAGGCGCCAUGAUGAACAUCCCAGAAGAGAUGGUUCGCAUAAAGGUGCUGUGUGUGGGCUCCUUCUCCCAGACGCUGCGCCGCUAUACCAGCCUGAACCACCUUGCCCAGGCAGCCCGCGCCGUCCUCCAGAACUCCGCCCAGAUCAACCAAAUGCUCUCAGACCUCAACAGGGUCGAUUUCACUAAUGUACAGGAGCAGGCAUCCUGGGUAUGUCAGUGUGAAGACCGUGUGGUACAGCGGCUGGAGCAAGACUUUAAAAUGACCCUGCAGCAGCAGAACUCUCUGGAGCAGUGGGCCACCUGGCUGGAUGGUGUCGUCUCUGAGGCCCUGAAGCCCUACGAGCACAACCCUGUCGUGUUACCAAAGGCUGCAAAGGUUUUCCUGCUCAACUGGUCCUUCUAUAGCUCUAUGGUAAUCCGGGACCUGACUUUGCGCAGUGCUGCCAGCUUUGGCUCCUUUCACCUGAUCCGUUUGCUGUAUGAUGAGUAUAUGUACUACCUGAUAGAACACAGGGUGGCCCAGGCUAAAGGAGUGACACCCAUUGCGGUCAUGGGAGAAUUUGCCAGCACUGUCAAGAGCCGGAUCUCUCCGGACCUGGAGAAAGAAGAGGAAGAGGAUGACGAGGAAGAGGAGAGCGAGGACGAGGGCGGAGAUCUCGUGCUGCAGUCCAGCUCUCUGAGAGCGGUCGAUGACGAGAAGGACUCGAUGGAGCCGCCCGCCAAGCUGCCCAGGACCAGUUUCAAUCUGCACUCUCUGACCGACAGCACGCCAUCUUAGCUGCUCAUUUGUAUAGUUAUCACACGCACACGCACACGCACACGCACACACACACACACACACACACACACACACACACACAUUUUGCUUUAAGUUCAACGUCAUGUCAUACCAUUCUGUCACCUUGUUUGGCCUUCGGUUUUGCAAACAGAUGUUUGCUGUUGUGUGUGUGUGUGUGUGUGUGUGUGUGUGUGUGUGUGUGUGUGU